This is a messenger RNA of Aureobasidium pullulans EXF-150, 1092 nucleotides long. RefSeq names its product calcium-dependent phosphotriesterase. Bases 1 to 1092 code for a protein of 363 amino acids. Lineage: Eukaryota; Fungi; Ascomycota; Dothideomycetes; Dothideales; Saccotheciaceae. The transcript is spliced from 3 exons. The record is from RefSeq and is a predicted model, not a curated record.
AUGGCAGGUAUCACCCAGUGGAAGGAGUUGUCUUCAACCAUGAAAGCUCUAGAAGGACAGCAUGAUAUUGCAUCUGCUCACGGUGCUGGAUUUCUCAGCUACGACAGCUCCUUCAAUGAGAUUAUUGGCCAGUCUGCAGGCCUGAAAUGUGUUUUAGAAGAUGAUAUCCCAUUCGCUCAUGAAGCUGGUGUAUACUUCCCAGAACAAGACUCGCUGUUGGUUACUAGCAACAGGUUCAGGACCGAACAAGAGGACGAAGGAUCAAUCCUGAUCCACAAACUAAACCGAAACAGCGGCCUCUGGACGAAGGAGCAGGUUCCAGCUGACAUCACAAUGGCCAACGGCGGUAUCAAUUACCAGGACGGCAUUUUGUUUUGCGCCCAAGGUGACCAAUCCACGAAAGGAGGCCUUGUAUUCAUGGAAGCCAAGCCUCCAUACAAGGUCCAGACUCUGGUGAAUAGCUAUCACGGGCGAAGGUUCAACUCGGUCAACGAUGUCGUGGUCAAAUCAGAUGGAUCUAUCUGGUUCACCGACCCGAUAUACGGCUCAGAGCAAGGCUUUUGCCCAAAGCCGCAGCUGCCAAAUCAGCUGUACAGAUUCGAAACAAAGACGGGGAAUAUCAGAGCAGUCGCCGAUGGAUUCGGUCGACCGAAUGGACUGUGUUUCUCGCCAGAUGAGCAGACACUCUAUGUUACUGACACGGAAUGGAUUCAUGGUGACGGAACCAUAGAUGAUACUCGUGCAUCCUCCAUUUACGCGUUUGAUGUCAUACAGCGUUCAGGGGCUGACUUUCUUGCUAAUCGCCGACUUUUCGCCAUGGCGGAUACUGGGAUUCCAGACGGCAUCAAGUGCGAUACGAAUGGAAACGUUUAUUCAGGUUGUGGAGAUGGUCUCAAUGUCUGGAAUGCAGGAGGCACUCUGAUUGGCAAGAUCUUGGUACCCGGCGGCGUGGCAAACUUCUGCUUCGGCCGCGGUGGGGAAUUGUUUUUGCUGAACGAAACAAAGUUUUGGGUCGCAAAGAUUGCGCCUUCGGUCAAAGGGGCUUUGCUGGAAGGCAUGGGUAUUGACAGCGGCAAGCACGAGGGGGAGUGA